Molecule: messenger RNA, 1530 nt
Organism: Pestalotiopsis fici W106-1
Lineage: Eukaryota; Fungi; Ascomycota; Sordariomycetes; Amphisphaeriales; Sporocadaceae
Product: WD repeat-containing protein
Exons: 2
Coding region: 1-1530 (509 amino acids)
Biological process (GO): regulation of DNA damage checkpoint
Cellular component (GO): nucleus
Molecular function (GO): protein binding; DNA binding
Source: RefSeq, a predicted model, not a curated record
AUGGCCCCCGGGGGUAUAAGUGCCUUUGAGGCGCGGAGACGAGAAAAUGUUGCCAACAAUGCGAAACUCCUCCAAGAAUCUCAGGCGAUCGGUGCCAAAAUGGCAAAGGCGGCCAAGCCUCCACCCAAGCCUGCGACUACAAGAAAGAGGAAAUCCUCCCCCGUCCAGCGAACGAGGGUAAUGCCCACACGAUCGAGUGCCCGACUCUCGGCAGGACCCGGGGCCGAUGUCGAAUUCGAAUCGCUCAAGACGGCGGGCGAGCUGGUGGAGGAACAGAAGCCGUCAAAACGUGCUCGGGUCACGGAAGAUCUCAAAUUGGACAAGGUGACACUAGAGGGAUCGAGAUGGACUAACGGCGAUGCCCUGGCAAGUUUUACACAGGGGGCACAGCCCGGCUUCAGAACUUUCACCGAAGAGGACAUCAAGGAGACGUCAGAUGAGAAGCUCAAGGAGGUCCGCAAGGGCAUGGCCGAGCUCGAGCUCUAUGAUGGGUGGCUGCCAAAUGACAUCAAAAUUACCCCAGAGCGUAUAUACUCGUUGACGUUUCACCCGAUUCGAGACAAGCCCAUUGUAUUUGCCGGAGACAAGAAGGGCGUCAUGGGUGUCUUUGAUGCUUCGCAGGAUAAACCUCAAUACGACGAGGAUGACGAAGAUCCAGACAUUCCCUAUCCCCAAGUAUCGGCCUUUGAGAUGCACAGCAGAACAAUUUCUUCAAUCAUUGUACCCGAGUUCGACUCCAACUCGGUUCUUAGUGCCUCCUACGAUUCUACUAUUCGGUGUCUUGACCUGCAGACGCGGGUGAGUAGCGUAGUAUGGCAGCCAGAGGAUGAGGACACGGAUCUGGGCAUCACAUGUGUGGACGUGCCAGCGGACUCAAAGGAUGUCUUGAUAUUUUCUACAAUGCUGGGCUCUAUGGGUCGGUUCGAUCGUCGCUCCAAGGCCAAGGCGGAGAUUUGGAAUCUAUGUGAUAACAAGAUUGGUGGGUUUUCUCUCAACCCAUUGCUUCCUCACCUUGUGGCAACCGCCUCCUUGGAUCGUACACUCAAGAUUUGGGACUUGCGAAUGAUCAAGGGCAAAGGGGAAAUGCGCCGCCCUGCUCUGGUCGGUGAGCAUAUAUCUCGCCUCUCUGUCUCGCACGCGUCAUGGAGUAAGAGUGGCCAUGUCGCGACAUCGUCUUAUGAUGACACUGUCAAGAUUUAUGAUUUUGAGAAGGCUGUCAAGUGGAAGCCCGGACAGGAUAUCGGAGAUGAUGAGAUGGAACCGGCUACACAGAUCCGACACAAUAACCAAACCGGUCGAUGGGUGACUAUUCUCAAGCCUCAGUGGCAGCUGAACCCCUCCGAUGGCGUCAACAAGUUCGCCAUAGCGAACAUGAAUCGCUUCGUCGAUGUCUAUGACAGCAACGGCGAACAGCUUGCGCAGCUGAGCGGAGAGGGCAUCACCGCUGUGCCAGCCGUGGCCCAGUUGCAUCCUACUCAAAAUUGGGUCGCCGGAGGAACGGGGAGUGGCAAGUUGUGUCUGUGGAUGUAG